Molecule: messenger RNA, 1176 nt
Organism: Bufo gargarizans (Asiatic toad)
Lineage: Eukaryota; Metazoa; Chordata; Amphibia; Anura; Bufonidae
Exons: 9
Coding region: 67-813 (248 amino acids)
Source: RefSeq, a predicted model, not a curated record
GGAACAGGAAGCACAGGCAGCGUCAUGUGACGUAGGAAAAAAAUAUAUGGUGGAUCUGACGGCAUCAUGGAGAUUGCAGAGCUCCUGAGGAUCCUUGUGUUUGCAUGCCUGCUAGCUAUAGUACAAGCUCCAACUCAUAACAUAUGCGGGCAUUUAAAUUCCGACAUCACGUUGUCUUUUGCAUCUUUGGGUAUCAAGAGUGAAUUCAAGCUUACGUCCCCCAAAAAAGACAUGCUGAUUGCAAAGACUGAAAAUGGCAAAGUGACUUUCAUAUUGAAGGACAAAUACGAGCUUCGUGAUAAUGGGACGGAAGUGGUCAUAGCAAAUGUGAAUGAAGAUGAUGCUGGAAGAUACACAGUUGACAUUACUUUAAAUGAAGAUGGUGAAAUGAGAACUGAGACCUUUAACGUCACCAUUUGUGGUGGUGACCAAGAUGAUAAGUCUUCAUUUUCAACUUCAUCUUCUUCGGUUCCAAAUACACAAAGGACACAUAGAUGGAUAAUCAUAGUCUCCUUCAUAUCGGUGUUGAUAUUAUCUGUGGUGGUGUUGUGGAAGUGUUGGAAGUGGUCAUCAGACUCAAGUGGACAAGGUGAUCCGAAUAAUGAAGACCACGUGAAUUUUCCCAUUCAAGAAACAGGUGACCAGAAUAAUGAAGACCACGUGAAUGUUCCCAGUCAAGAAACAUACACUGAAAAAUCUUCAUUUAUCAAUAUCCAUCAAGGAAAGUCUGAAGUCAAAGACCAAGAAGAUGAUGAGCUCCGUAUAGAAUCAACUGGAACAGAGAAGAUCAUCGUGUCUUCCUCUCUUUAUUAGGCUUUUUAGGAUAUGGAUAAUGUUUUUGCUGCCUAGGCCACUGGUUGAACCGUUUAAACAGUCCUAAGAUUUCCCACAAGGCACAUAUUUUUAAAGACUUUGAGAAUGAAAGUUUUUUUACUUUGCACCUUUGACUAAGUGGAAGAGCAUACACAGAUAACCAUUUCAAAGAUGUUCAAACUAGUUUAGUGCUCUCAUUAAAGGGGUUGUCCGGGUGUGGAGCUUAACCCGGACAUAGCCAUAAUUUCACCCAGGCAGCCCUCUCUGACAUGAGCAUCGAAGCAGUUCAUUCUCUCCCUUGCCCUGCGCAGGAUAGAGCAGAGCAAGGGCUCUUUUAUUUACUAUAACAAGGCUUCCGCCCGG